UUUUUUUUUUUUGUAACGAACUUAAAUCUUUACAAUCAUUUUGAUAUAUUUUAUAUUAAUAUCAUCUAUUAGCAAGUUAACAACAUGUCUGUACAAUUGAAUCCCAAUGAAAUCUUGACUUUUAGACGACCUUUGACUCGUACAUCAAAAGAAGUAUUGACAAUCAAUAAUCCUACAGAUCAAGAUGUGGCUUUCAAAGUAAAAACCACUGCUCCUAAAUUGUAUUGUGUUCGACCUAAUUCUGGCUUGGUUCCUGCUGGUGAAGCUUUGGAAGUACAAGUGAUGCUUCAACCAUUCAAAGAAGAACCUCCUAUGGACCAAAAAUGCAAAGACAAAUUCCUUGUACAAACUGUUGCUCUUGUUGGGGAAUUAAAAUCAUUACCAGUAUCUGAUAUCUGGCCUCAUGUAGAAGCCAAUGCAAAAAAUUUAAUCCAACAAGUGAAACUCAGGUGCUCCUAUGUCAAUGGUGAUGGACAAGAAAUCUCAUCGACAAUCAAUCAUAGUGUUAGUGAUUCUACUUUGGCUUCUACUAAGGAAACAGAAAUCGAUACAAAGGAAACAGAUGAACUUACGAAAUUACGCUUGGAACUGGAUGCCUAUAAGAAUGAAUUGGAAGCUCUUCGGUCUCGUGCUCCUGAUACUUUGGUGGAAUCUUCUGUGUCUAAACAAAAUGGUAUUCCUUUGCCUGUGGUUGUUCUUGUGGCUCUGGUUGCUAUCUUCUUGUCCUAUCUUGUUUUCCGGCAAUAGUGUAGAUGAUUACAAAUUUAGUUUUUAUUAUUAUCCCCUGUUAUGUUAGUAUGAUUCCAUUUUAUGAGGUAGGUAUAUUAGUUUUAGUAUAUUAGUUUUUUAGUGUCGUUAUAUCACCUAGUUAGCAUAGUUUUUAGAUAUAGUUAUUUGUUUAUGUCAACUUGAGAAUCGAUUGUUAAAUAAAAAUGCCCCCAGAUAGUAUCGGAUAGCCUAUUUGAUUAUAGUUCUAUGCUCAAAACGAAAAAAAAAAAAAUAAUCAUUAUCUUUUAUAUGUAUAUAUAUAUAUAUA
Messenger RNA from Halteromyces radiatus, 1036 nucleotides. Its product is annotated as PapD-like protein. Gene Ontology annotation, biological process: endoplasmic reticulum membrane organization. Gene Ontology annotation, cellular component: endoplasmic reticulum membrane; plasma membrane. The coding region runs from base 85 to 747 and encodes 220 amino acids. The record is from RefSeq and is a predicted model, not a curated record. Gene Ontology annotation, molecular function: FFAT motif binding. The transcript has 5 exons. NCBI's taxonomy places the organism in Eukaryota, Fungi, Mucoromycota, Mucoromycetes, Mucorales, Cunninghamellaceae.